Messenger RNA from Annulohypoxylon maeteangense, 2064 nucleotides. Its product is annotated as Di-copper centre-containing protein. Lineage: Eukaryota; Fungi; Ascomycota; Sordariomycetes; Xylariales; Hypoxylaceae. The transcript is spliced from 7 exons. The record is from RefSeq and is a predicted model, not a curated record. Gene Ontology annotation, molecular function: oxidoreductase activity. Bases 680 to 1810 code for a protein of 376 amino acids.
UAUUGCAUCUCCCCCAUACAUAUAUACAUACAUACAUACUAUACCAUAUCAUAUCAUAUCGCGAACGCGGCCAGUGUCAGCAGUCAUCUAAAUAGAGAGGUGCCUAUUGGACGGUCGUCCGCGUGGCCUUGCAAGGAAUGGGGAGCGCAAUGCAGUUUAUUUGGUAUUAUCGUGCUCACUUCGUUUCCCUCGAACGGAAGAAAUCAAGUGACCACUCAAUCAAGCGACUCGGCAAAGGGGGGGCCUGAGCCAAUCACCGCCGCUGUUCGGCCAAAAAUUGCUAUUUAGCCCUUCCCCCUUUUUGGGAAACCGUCUCGCUGUGCGUCCGGCACUUCGUCCACUACCCUUUCCCAUCGCUAAGGCGAUGAUCGGCGGUCCGCGACCAAUCAGAAGCGUCCGAAUUUAAUAUACGCGACGAGAAGGACUGACAAAAUUGCCUCUCUGUAUAUUGUCUUGUUAGGUAAAUCUUAUGUCCGUCCUCCCUGGAGUUUUAUGUCUUCGUUUGCCAUGUGGACAGGGGUUCCCCACAUUUUUCCAUUCUGCCAUACUCGCAGCCUGGCGAGUCUUGGCGGAUAGGGGUUGUUGAUUGAAAUAAAAAAGUAAGAUAUAGGAGGCCGCAUUUCUUGUCCUCUUCCCGAGAGGGAGAGCCAAAAGAGUAGUCGUUGUUGCAACUGUUGCAAUGGGCUUCUUCAAGCAGCUAUUGACGACCACCCUCUUGGGCGCGUCCCUUCAGGGGCUGGCUCUCGGCGCCGACUACCCUCAGGCGGACAUCGACUCAGGUAAAGCUUUGAAAGAUAUGGGCAAGUUGGCUUAUGACACUGCCCUUGCUCGUCUCGAUGGAACUGGAAAAUGUACGAAGGAGAAUGUGAGGGUGCGCAAGGAAUGGAGAUACAUUCCCGCAGCAGAGAGAAUAGACUAUGUUAGGGCCGUCAACUGUCUCAUGACAUCGCCAAAUGUGUAUGAGAACGUAACUGGUCCGAAGUCGAUGUUCGACAGCUUCGGCGUUCUGCACUACAAGCUGACGCCAUAUGUCCAUAACUCAGCAUACUUCCUCCUCUUCCAUAGACUCUACGUCUGGACCUUCGAGGAAAAGCUAAGGGAUUUGUGCGGGUACACCGGCACAUUCCCAUACUGGGAGUGGGGUCUCGACGCCACCACCGGCGUCGAAAACUCGCCUAUAUUCGACGGAUCCGAGACUUCGCUCGGCUCUAACGGCGAGAAGACAAACUCGUCCAACACCUUCUUCCCUGGCGGCUCGGGCGGUGGAUGCGUGACCGACGGGCCCUUCACUAACUACACCGUCAACUUCGGUCCUAACACCGCCAGGGACCCGUUAGCUUACAACCCGCGGUGUCUGAAGCGCGACCUAAACACGCAGAUCUGUGCGCAGUGGGCCUCGAUAAAGAACACCACCGAGACCAUCCUGCAAGCCCCGGACAUCGCUCUAUUCCAGGCGAAUCUCCAGGGAGACUUCCGUUGGCCUGCGGCUCGGAAGUGGGGGUUUGCCGUCCACGGCGGUGGCCACUUCUCGAUCGCCGGUGACCCGGGUGGGGACUUCUACUUCUCGCCUCUAGAGCCCGUCUUCUACCUGCACCACGGACAGAUCGAUCGCAUGUACUUCAUCUGGCAGAACCUUGACUGGGAGCAGCGACAGACUAUGGCCGGAACAAUCACCAUGAUGAACCAACCCGCAAGCCGCAACGGAACCCUAGAAGACGUCCUCGACAUCAGCCCAGUCGGCGAGAAAUACACGUUCCGCGAACUUCUCGACACCGUAGGAUCCUCACCCUUCUGUUUCGUGUACGAGUGAGCAGGAGACUCGAGCUCGGGGCCGACCCGCAAGACUUGGGGGUCAGUCAGUGAAGGUUGGCGUUGGGGAGGAGCGGUAGUCUAAGGCUGUUAGUUGCGAAAUACGAGUAGUUACCUUCGAUGGGGGUAUGGCGAUGAAUCUAAUAGACCGCAAAUAGGCGGUGCGGCUGGGGAUCGCUUCCCUAGGUUCACAACCGCACUUGCUAAAUACAUAGUAGUAGAGAAGAAUACACAUCAAAUUGCAAAUCUAGAAAU